This is a messenger RNA of Symphalangus syndactylus (siamang), 3136 nucleotides long. RefSeq lists its product as uncharacterized. The record is from RefSeq and is a predicted model, not a curated record. Lineage: Eukaryota; Metazoa; Chordata; Mammalia; Primates; Hylobatidae.
GUAAACAAACCUCGCAUGUCGCCUUCUGCUGGGUCCUGGUGUGUUCCACUUUCUAUAGAUUCGGCGUUUAGUGUGCACCUGCGGAAGUCUUGGAAGCCUGAUGAACUCGUCUUUUUCAGUUUCCUGGAACCCUGUGCUGUGGUCCUCGUGAUAAGAGUGACCUUUUUGGCCUGCUCUCCCCAGCUCUUUUCUCAUGGGGAGGAACCAUCUCUUCUUUUGUGCUGUAAUCAUCCUUCCUGAUCUCUCUAAAACGUGCUAUUUACAAAACUCCUUUGCAGCUAUUUUCUCACAUACCCCACAGCAGCCCCGCAAGGUGUUCACUCCAUUUUGUCCACGAAAAAACUGAGGCUGAGGGGGAUUUUGUCCUUUGUCUGUGGGCAUGAAGCUGCUGAGUGGUGGAGCUGGACGGGAAUCUAGGCCUUUCUUCCCUUCCACAGUGCCCUGCACACAGCAAACACACAGAACAACUGACACACAUGUGACAGUCACUGUGGACAUCAGUGACAUUCCCAAGAGAGGCACCAAGAGAUCUCUUCCCUGUCUGAGGUUUCCCAGACAGAUAGGGUAGUAUCAGGCCCAGAGCCCAGGAGUCCUGGCUGCCAGCCCCAGGCCCCCUCUCUUGGUCAGGGAAAGAGGUUGCCUAGGCAAAGCUGGGGAUUACACAGCUAAUCCAGGCUCAGACCUGAGUCCUCGGAUCCCUCCCUUUGGGGCAGAAGAAGGGGGGCAGGUCAGAGCCAGCGGGUGGGUUCCUUCCUCAUCUCUCUCUAACUGGGUCAAAGGAAUACAGGCUGAGGGAGAGGCAGAUUGGGGAUGCUGCGGACAGGAGAUGCUGGGCAUGGGGGGUGUGGAAAACGGAGAGUGAGGGGAAGGAUCCUCUGUUCAUUCAGUGCCAGGCUCUGGGCCAAGCACUUGCCUGUGUUGCCUCCUUAAUCCUCCAAAACUCCAGCCUCAGGAAUGAUGAGCCCUGUUUUCAGAAGCAGGGUAUCAGCAUUGCUGAGUAGCCUGUAGGAUGACACAACUGUCAGAACUCGGCCUGAGGUCUCCUAACAACAAAUGCCCCACUGGUCCCCACCCACUGGAGCACCUACUUGCCAGGCUUCUCAAGCGAAGAAGGAGAUCCACUCCGAUGUCAUCUCCAAGGAGCCUUCUCUGCAGUGUCUCAGGUCCUGGCUCUCACCUCCUCAGCACCCAUCCCAUCCUGUGUCACUCUGUGUAUCAGCCUCCCCAGCCAGCCUCCAGGCCACAAGCCAAGAGGUAUCAAGGGCUCCUCCCUGUCCCACUGGCCCCACAUCCACUGUGUCUAUCUGGUCAACUUUACCUUCCAAACAUUCCCUGCACAGUGAGAGAUGGCUGUGGCCCUGUCAUCUCUCACCUGAAAUUAACAAUGUGUCCUUGGGGCCUCCCACCCUCACAUCUUGGCUCCUCCAGCCCGUUCUCUGCAAACAUAGAACAGUAGGAUUAUUAUAAAUCUCAGACUCGUUUUGCCCCUUUCCUGCCUGAGAGUUUUUGUGGUUCCCCACUGCCCUCAGAACAAAGCUCAAGACCCUUUGGCCUGGCAUUCAAGGUCCUUUGUGCUGCCACCUGUCAACCUCCCCAGUUCCAGCUCCUUUGGUUUUGCCCAUACAAGUUGGAUCUGCACCAGAGGAUCUGUCUUCCUCCCGACUUGGCCCUAUUCCUCCUAGGAGCCCUUUGGACGUCACCUCCCCCAGGAAGCUUUCUGCAACCACCCUACAACCAUCCCUAUAAACUUUAUAAAACCAAUUAGGGAAGAAGUAGGGGGGAAAGAUGAAAAUAAACCAAGCCUGCAGCACACUCAGCAUUCAUCAUGAGGUCAGCUCCUCUCUGACCUGCUUCCUCAUGGCUAGUUGGUGCCUGUUGUCCCGGAGUCACAAAGACCCCAGAUUAUAGCUGCCCUUAACUGCUGUACAAAUAACAACUUGGACAUGAAAGGUUAAAUUUUCCUUUUGAAAUAUUCCUUCAGGUCCUGCAUGCUGAUAAAACUACUGACUCAACUGGUCCCCAUGAGGAGCUGGCUCACCAAAGAAUGAGGUUUCCAAUCCCAAUUAUUUCAUGCCCCUUGCUUAGACAAUCAACAAUCCCAAAUUUCCAGCCCCUUGCCCUCCACAAUCUCCUUAAAAAACCCCGCCCAAAACUCCUUGCGGAGAUGGAUUUGAAGGUCUCCUCCCAUCUCCAAACUUGGUGCCCUGCAAUCAUUAAACUCUUUCUCUGCUGCAAACCCUGCUAUCUCAGUGUAAUUGGUCUGUUACUGCAUACAUAUGGGCAUACAAACCUGUUGGUCCUACAACAACCCCAUACAACUAUCUUGAGCACCUAUUGUCAGACCCUGUGUGAGUAAGGCACGAUCAGAUCUUCCCCAACCCCCAGCACAGAGCUUCUCAAGGGAGGGACUUACUCAAUAUUGUAAUCAAAUAUUAUAUUUGAAAAAUGAAAAACAUCAAUUUUUUUCCUGUGUUUGAAAUUGGAGAAAUACCAAAAAAGCAAGAAGAAAGUAAUAACAUAUUAUGACCAUCCUGACAAUACCUGUUACUGUUUCUAGGUGAUUUUUUAAAAAAUAUUUAUUUAUUGAGAUGGAGUCUCGUUCUUGCCACCCAGGCCAGAGUGUAGUGGUGCAAUCAACUUGCUGCAACCUCUGCCUCCUGGGUUCAAGUGAUUCUCCUGCCUCAGCCUCCCAAGUAGCUGGGAUUACAGGUGCACACCACCACACCUGGCUAAUUUUUGUAUUUUUAGUAGAGACAGGGUUUCACCAUGUUGACCAGGCUGGUCUCGAACUCCUGACCUCAGGUGAUUCACCCACCUCAGCCUCCCAAAGUACUGGGAUUAUAGGCGUGAGACACUGUGCCCAGCCGGUUUUCUAGGUGAUUUUAAAACACUUCACAGUAGCAUAUUAAUAUACUGGUUCUUAAAAAUUUAGACUUUUACAGGCGGGGCGUGGUGACUCACGCCUGUAAUCCCAGCGCUUUGGGAGGCCGAGGCAGGCAGAUCAUGAGGUCAGGAGAUCGAGACCAUCCUGGCUAACACGGUGAAACCUCGUCUCUACUAAAAAUAUAAAAAAUUAGCCAGGGGUAGUGGCGGGCGCCUGUAGUCCCAGCUACUCAGGAGGCUGAGGCAGGAGAAU